UAAAUCGUCGCCGACGAUCGUACAAAACCACGAAAUAUAUGUUUUAUAGAUAUUACUAGCUUGGUGAGAGUUAAAGUUGAAUAUUUAUGAUGUAUUUUGUUUAUCAUAAGGUUAUCUGAAUUAGACUGCAAGCACCAUGUCAAAGAUUGUCACGUCGGGUAAUGAAAAGAAGACUGUGACUUUACUAGACGUUCAAGAUGCAGCCAUUAGGAUUGGUCCAUUCAUCAACCAUACGCCUGUAAUGACAUGCUCUACCCUCRACAAAAUGGCCGRAARAUCRCUYUUCUUUAAGUGUGAAAAUUUUCAAAAAACUGGAGCUUUUAAGUUCCGUGGAGCCAUGAAUGCUGUAAUAAGACUCACUGAAGGCAAAYCUCAAGAUAAUCUUCCAGAAGUAGUCACUUACAGUAGUGGAAACCAUGGACAGGGCGUUGCUCUUGCUGCCAUGAUUAAGGGCCUAAAGGCUCAUGUUGUAAUACCACAUUAUGCACCUGAUAUAAAGAAAUCUGUAAUUAGGGAUUAUGGAGCAAGGGUCAUAGAUACUUAUGGAAUUUCACAUGAGAACCUUGAUGAGGAAGCCAGAAAAGUCUUAAAGCAAACUGGACCUAACUCACACUUAAUURAUACAUGUGAAGAUGGGGAUGUCAUAGCCGGCCAGGGUACCAUGGCCCUUGAAUUGCUUGAGCAGGUGCCGGACAUCGAUGCCAUUAUUGCACCUGUGGGGAGUGGGGGAAUGGUGAGUGGUAUUACCGUAGCAGCUAAAGGAAUCAAGCCUGGAAUAAAGAUAUUUGCCGCAGAACCUUUGCAAGCCGAUGAUUGUGCAAGAUCGUUUGCAGCUGGCGAAAGAAUACUUCUUUCUGGACCUGCUAACACUAUAGCUGAUGGUUUAAGAGGGAGUUUAGGUUUCACAACAUGGCCCAUCAUUCGGGACAACAUCGACGACGUCAUUACAGUUACCGAAAGUGAAAUUAUUUCAGCGAUGAGGCUGGUCUGGGAACGAAUGAAGCUCGUUAUUGAGCCCUCGGGUGCUGUUGGUUUGGCAGCGGUUUUAAGUGAAAAAUUUCGUGACGGGAAAACUAAGGACCUGACUAAAGUUGGAAUCAUUUUAUGUGGAGGCAAUGUUGACCUUGAUGCUGAUUUGCCAUGGAAUGAAAAUAAAUGAUUACACAAAAACU
Molecule: messenger RNA, 1172 nt
Organism: Exaiptasia diaphana
Lineage: Eukaryota; Metazoa; Cnidaria; Anthozoa; Actiniaria; Aiptasiidae
Product: serine racemase
Exons: 5
Coding region: 137-1159 (340 amino acids)
Biological process (GO): L-serine metabolic process; pyruvate biosynthetic process; D-serine biosynthetic process
Molecular function (GO): magnesium ion binding; L-serine ammonia-lyase activity; ATP binding
Source: RefSeq, a predicted model, not a curated record